UGGAGCCGGGCAGAGCUGCAGCCUCUGGGUCUGGGAGCGCUGGAGCGCUGAGCGCUGACAGCAGCGUGCUCCCCUGUGCAAGUUUCCAGAGAGCUUUUCCUCUUGGCACUGCCACAGCCCAGGCUCUGCUCGGCACAGAUGUUCCUCCAGCAGCUCCCAGGAACGCUGCUCCUCGGAUACAAUGUCAUACCCAGAGCUUCGCGGUCCACCUCAGCCUUGUAGGAGGACUCGCUACUGAGGAGAGCGAAUGCUCAGAGAAGCAUGAGAUGCAGGGCUUUAUCUGAUAUUUUAUCUCAGCUAGAGUGGCUGCUGAACUGCCACUGCUUGGCAUAGUGGUGCUUUACACCGCUGCAAAUUUCUUCAAAGCAAACUCUUGGUAAAAUCCUCUGAUUUCCCUCUGAUUGCAAAGCGGUGUGAAGACUGGAAUGAUUUGCCUGUUGGAAGAAUGUUGACUCUCGAGUGGGAGUCGGAGGGACUACAAACAGUGGGUAUUGUUGUGAUUAUAUUUGCAUCUCUGAAGCUGCUUCAUUUGCUGGGACUGAUUGAUUUUUCAGAAGGUUUCCUCUACGCUCAGAACAGUACCAAACGCAGCAUUAAAGAGCGACUUAUGAAGCUCUUGCCCUGCUCGGCUGCCAAAACGACAUCUCCUGUUACUCAAAACACUGUAGAAGAUGAAAUGGAAAUGGCCACAGUACGACAUAGACCUGAAGCUCUUGAACUGCUGGAAGCACAGAGUAAAUUCACAAAGAAGGAACUUCAGAUCUUAUAUAGAGGUUUCAAGAAUGAAUGCCCCAGUGGUGUUGUCAAUGAAGAAACCUUCAAAGAGAUUUACUCUCAGUUCUUUCCACAGGGAGAUUCCACAACAUAUGCACAUUUUCUGUUUAAUGCAUUUGACACUGAUCACAAUGGAUCUGUAAGUUUUGAGGAUUUUGUUAUGGGUCUCUCAAUUUUGCUCCGAGGGACAGUACAGGAGAAACUGAACUGGGCUUUCAACUUGUAUGAUAUAAAUAAGGAUGGAUAUAUAACUAAAGAGGAAAUGCUCGAUAUCAUGAAAGCAAUAUACGACAUGAUGGGGAAAUGCACCUAUCCCGUUCUCAAAGAAGAUGCACCUAGACAACAUGUGGAAACAUUUUUCCAGAAAAUGGACAAGAACAAAGAUGGAGUAGUUACCAUAGAUGAAUUCAUUGAGAGCUGCCAGAAAGAUGAGAAUAUAAUGCGAUCCAUGCAGCUCUUUGAAAAUGUGAUUUAAUGAAGACAUUAGGUCUACAACUAAUGGACAAAUAUGAACUAUUCUGCAACAUUAUCUAAAAAAAUGGAUUUCCCACUUUAUCAUAAAUAAAGUUACUCAGCUUUACACUGAGAAAUGUAUUAUGCAAGUAAAUUUUUUAUUAUAAACCCUUCCCAACAAAAAACCCUUUCUAAAUUAUACAAUCUAGCACUUCCACAAUGGCUAUUCAGUUAAUAGGACUCUACUGAAAAAUCAGGUUCUUACUACAAACUCAAACAAAAUACAACUGACAUUAUGCACCUUUAUUAUCAUUCCAACCUCUAGUUAAAAUAGAUACAAUUACACAGAGAUUAAAUAAAUAUUCUUAGUUUUGCUACUCAUUUGUACUGGACUAAGGUCCAGGUGUUAAAACUUACUUCUUAAAUCUCAAGCUUCUAAUUUAUACAGAGGCAUUACAAUUUAUUUUCUUCUCAUAUUUCUAUAGUGUAGUCCUUAUUUUUGAAUAAAAUUUUGAGUUAAAAUGCUAUAAUAAAUGUGCAAUGCACACCUUGCUAUAAUUGCCUCCCAACUUUGACUUGUUUUUCUCUUCAGAAAAAAAAAACCCAAAACCCAAACAUAACUAAACAGGUAACUUGAGAGUAAGAACUGUUAUAAAACAAAAACAAACAAACAAACAAACAAGUUGCUUAUGGGUAUUCUUAUUCCCUAAAAAUAUGAGUAAACUUCUCUCAAUCUCACCAAGCAAGUAUGCACUUAAUUUAUCAUGACAGGAGUAUCAGAAAUCUUACAUACUGUUAUUUUAAUUCUUCUUGGAUGUGUAUGAGAAGUUCUUUGCUUAAAAUUAAGGAUCUUCUGACUUCCAACUUCUCAUGAAGGAACCUUAACUGGAUCCUAACUCUGCUUUCCUAAGUAUGUGUCUUUCUGCCUUUAAUGAAGAAAAAGGCAUGAAAUUUUGAAAACUGCCAUCCCACUUUAGUGCUGAGAAUGAACAUCACUACAUAGUAACCUCCACUAAUAAUAACUGCUAGAGGCUAACAUCUAUUUCAUCUUUUUGUAAUACCUUUGAGACAAAACCAGAAAAACAAUGAAAACUUCAGCUAUAUAUCAUCUAUAUGUGAUAAAUGCUUUACAUUUUUUAAGAUCAUUUCUUCAUUAAGAUUGGAGCUACUUAAUUCUGAACCUAGAAAGAUUCUUCUAAGAAAGUAUGCAUAUAAAAUAUAACAUUGCCCCUCCAUCCAUGUAAUUUUUAAGAUAUAUUGUCCACAGAGUCUACGCCAAUACUUCAAAAUAGGUGAAAUGCUAUCAGAGAUUGGCCGACCUUCAUUGUGACAUUGCUGCAGAAAGUCUGAAAGGGGAUUAAUGAAGUAGAAAGAAAGUUACAAGAAUUAUUUUGUAAAAAUAAAUCAGGUAUCUAUUCUGGUGUAGAGAUGGGAUGUUAGAGGCAUGUUGAAGGCUGCUCUGCUAUCACCAGUGUAGGUUAAGAGUAGUACAAUACAUGUACACCUGAAAUCUGCUGUAGCGUGUUUGUGUAAACUAAAUGUGCACAUUUUGUAAAAAAAAAAAAAAUCAAAUAAAGUA
Messenger RNA from Melospiza georgiana, 2806 nucleotides. It is a transcript of the gene KCNIP4, whose product is annotated as potassium voltage-gated channel interacting protein 4. Gene Ontology annotation, biological process: regulation of potassium ion transmembrane transport. The record is from RefSeq and is a predicted model, not a curated record. The transcript has 9 exons. NCBI's taxonomy places the organism in Eukaryota, Metazoa, Chordata, Aves, Passeriformes, Passerellidae. Bases 446 to 1249 code for a protein of 267 amino acids. Gene Ontology annotation, cellular component: voltage-gated potassium channel complex. Gene Ontology annotation, molecular function: calcium ion binding; potassium channel regulator activity.